GCUUCUCAUUGCAGACAGCAGCUGGAAACGGGGAGGAGGAGGAGGGGACGGGAGCUGGAGGCCAGUGGUGCACCCAGGUGCUCACGUUCGACCUUCCAAGGAUCCAAGGAGAAGCCGGAAGCAUGGCAGGAAAAGCCUUCAAGAAGUCCUCCAUCCCCGGGGUGAGCAUCCUGCAGCUGGUGGAGGAGAUCCCCGAAGGCUGCAGCACACCGGACUUUGAGCAGAAGCCUGUCACCUUGGCUCUGCAGGAGGGGAAAAAUGCCAUCUUUCGGGCAGUGGUGCGUGGGGAGCCCAGACCCGAGGUACGCUGGCAGAGCGCCAGAGGAGAUCUCCACCACUCCAGCAAGUACCAGAUCUCAUCUACCCCUGGCGGCAAGGAGCACGUGCUGCAGAUCAACAAGCUGACCGGAGAGGACACAGACCUGUACCGCUGCACCGCGCUGAACAUGUAUGGAGAAGCCGUGUGCUCAGUCAGGCUCACCGUCAUCGAAGUUGGUUUUCGGAAGAACCGGAAGAGGCAAAAGGAACCCCAGGAAGAUCUCAGAAAGGAGUUGGUGGACUUCCGGAAGAUGCUGAAAAAGAGGGCCCCACCUCCAGCCCCCGAGAAAAAGAUGGAGUCAGCUCAGGUAUGGCAGCUUCUGAUGACUGCAGACCGGAAGGACUAUGAGAAGAUCUGCAUGAAGUACGGCAUUGUUGACUUCCGGGGCAUGCUGCGUAAGCUCCAGGAGAUGAAGAAGGAACAAGAGGACAAGAUGGCGCAGUACGUCAGUGCUGUCUCCAACUUAAGGCACAUCAGGGUCACCAAGGAGGGAGUUGCCACAUUCGACCUGGAGCUGGAUCUCAAGGAUCUUCAGAGCAAGAUUUAUUUGUACAAGGAUGGCGAGAUGAUCCCCUACGGCUUUGACAAUCAGACCAGGCACUGUCUGCGGCGGCUGGGGAAACGCUACCAAUUCCAGAUCCAGGACCUGCGGCCCGAGGAUGCCGGGCUGUACCAGGUCCUGGUGGAGGAAGCCGUGGUCUUCUCCACUGAGCUCGAGGCCCACGCCAUUCCCCCCAGAGUGGUGGUCCCGCUGGCCGAGGCCCGCUGUGAGGAGCGGGGAGAUGCCGUUUUUGAGUGUACUCUCUCCAACCCCUGCCCCAACGCUACCUGGCAUUUCCAGCAUCGGCCGUUGAAACUCAGUGACAACUACGAAGUGUCUGUGUCCCCCGACGGGCUGACCCACCGGCUGGUGGUGAGAGGCGUGCGUUUCUCAGACAGGGGCCUCUAUUCACUGGGUACUGGGCUCCACACCUCCAGUGCCUGGCUGGUGGUGGAAGCUGGGACAGAUAAAGACCCUCAGACCCCACGUGCUGACCACCAGCUCCAGACACAAGCUGCUCAGACACCAGCAGAAGCCUCUGGGGAUAUUAGUGGCAUGGAAAGAAAACUCAGAGAGCAGGGUUCCAUGGAGGACUCCCUUGAGGGGACUGGCCUGGCCUCUGGACUCCAGCUCACAGUGAACCCAGACAGAGAUGGCUUUGACAGGCAUGGCCGCCCCUUGAUGGGGAACGAAAGGGGAACUGACACAACCUGGGGACUUGGGCUGGAGGGAAAGGGCUUUCUAGAAGCAGGAGGCAGGGGGAACAAUCCCCCUCAUGGAGAGAGGGACUGGGGUAGAAGCCUUCCAGAGAGGCCCCAUCGACAGGAAGAAGGCUUAGAAUCAGAGAGAGAAUCGGGCUUCAUGGAAGGGCAACUUCAAGGUCAUGGCAGAGACAGAAAUGGGGACAGAAGCCAGGGAAUGGCAGCAGGAGGCUGGGAAGCUGGCUCCGAUCACUCUCAGGCCGGAGAACUGGGGAACAGCAUGGAAGGGAAGGAACCCCGAAAGGGCAAUGUCAGCCAACUGGGCAGACGUGGCCAGGAACAACCUGGAAUAGGAAAGAGGGCUCUGUGGGAAUCCCAGUCUGAUCCUGAGGGGAGCUGGCUGAAAGGGGAGGGGAAGGAGAUGUUCCAGGACAACCACGCGAAGGAGAUGGAAGGAGAGGAUGGUCUGAGAAUGGCAAGGGGCAGAGGAACCGCGAGGGAAGGGUGUGGGAGUAUGACCGGCUUGGGGGGAGCUGGAGAUGGCAGUGGGUUAGGGCCUCCUUACACUCCCGAGCUUCUUGGAGGAGAUUCCAGCUCCCGGGCAGGCAUGAGCCCUGAGUCCUGGGGCUCUCAAGGAGGUAGAGGUGCCAGUCAUGGAAAAGCCAGGGGCUACUGGGAGUUAGGGGAGCAUCCAGGACAGACAUUUGGAAACAGAAAACUUUGGGGGAGCAGAGGUCCUGAGGUCACGGGUCAGGGCUCCCUGCGGGGGGCAGAUCAGCAUGGCCCUGAGACUGUAGGCAGAGAAGGGAGUUAUAAAACUGGCACCGGAGGCCCAGGAGAUCCCAGGGAAUGGGAAGAUGGCCGGCAAGGGGUCCAGGGGAAAGAUGGCCAGGACAUAGCUGGGGCCUUGGGCAGGACAGGGGAUGGCUCCCAAAGCCUCCGGUCUCCCCAGGGCUGGGCAGCAGAGCAGAAGGGACAAGGGGAGCCCAGCAGAGUAGAGUCUGAAGGCACAGGUUCUCAGGAUGACGCGUGGUCCAGCCUCAGGAAGACCGGGACCCACACUGGGACCAGAAUGUUGGGAUCCUCUGGUGAGGAAGAGAGUAUCGACGGGGCCCAGGUGGGUGCUGUUAUGGACUCCGGUCAGGAACGGGAAGCCAGAGGCUGUGGGCUAGUCAGGUCUUCAGGCCUGGGUACUCAGAGAUCUGAAGGGACACUAGGAGACACGGAAGGAAUAAGAGCUCCAGGGGCAGAUGGGUCUGGACUGGGUUUCGGGAACGGGGCGGGGAGCUCCAGAGGAGAAGGGUUCAGCGAUGAGAUCGGCUAUCAGCAUGGUUUAGGAGGGCUGGGUGGAGUGGAAUCUACACAUGGAGAUGGCUCAGGCUCUUCUAGGGGAACAGGUCCUGGCAAUGGGGCCACUUACGGUGACAGCGCCGUGCUGCUGGGAGAAGCAGAGCCUGGUCAUGGCACAGGUUGUAGAGUCUCCUCUGGGGCACCUGCAGGAGCAGGAGGGUCUGAGGAGGGGAGUGCUUAUAGGCAUGAUUCAGGGGUUCCUGGGGAAAGGUGGUCCAGAGGCAAAAGUCUCUAUAGUUCUGUAGCAAGGGGGUCUGGGAGAGUUGCAGGGGUUGAGGGGGGCCCUGAGGGAAGGCCCGUGGAAGUAGCCCAGACAUGGGAUGCAUCCAGAGGCCAGAGACAAGCAGGUCCCGGGACAGGGCUCCAUCCUGGUGCUAACUUGGGGAGCCCUGGGACAGGGGGGUCUGUAGGUAGAGAGGGUCUCAAGGCCUCAGGAAUGGCGGAAAUGGCUGGGCAGGGACAGGUGGAGACAGAACCAGGGGCCUCUGGAAGAAUAAAGCCUUCGGCUCAAACCAGAGGUUGUGGGGCUCUGGAGGCCUUUGGCGAAGGGGGCGGUGAAGAUGGCACCGGAAGCCCAGGAGCCACGGAGGCAGGUUCUCCGAGGGGAAGGGGCCAGGGGAGUGAGGGGCGCGAGUCUGAGCUCCGCGGCGCCCGGGCUUCUGAGGCUGGAACUGUGUAUGGGGAUAAUUCCAGACCCCCUGGCACGCCAGCUCCUUAUGCUGGGGCUGGAUCGGAAAGCAAGUGGGCUCACGGGGCUGGUGAAGGGAUGUGUUAUCGGGAUGGAGCUGAAGUCCCAGAGCCCAAGGGGCCUGGGGACAGAAGGCUUUAUGGAGGAGGGCCCAGGAAUCUGGGGCCUGGGAGAACAGGUCCAGAGGGUGAGGCGGGCAUUAGCAACGGCCCCGAAGGCCUGGGAGGAAUGGCGUUGACGGGUGAGGCAGGUCAGAGGAACGGUAUUGGGACUUCCGGGGCAGUUCCAGUUGGGAGUGAGGCGGGCUCUAGGGGUAGCUUGGGGCAUUCUGGGGGAAUUUUGUCAUGGGAUGAGGGAGGUGUUAAGGAUGGCAUCAUCGGUGAAACUGGGGGAAGAGGGUCAGAGAGUGAGUUUGGUCAUGAAGGAGGAUCCGGACGACGUUGGGGAACAGAAGGUGAAACACACCACGGAGAUGGCUCAGGGAAGAUCGGAGGACCCAGCCCACUGGCCAGAAUGAAGCCUGAGGCUGAACCCAGAGACCGCAAGACCCUGGAGCCCGGGUCUGGAUACUGGGCAGCCUCGGUGGGCACCACGAGCCCCCAAGGUGGUCCAGAGAAGAGCAGGGGAACGGGGCUUGCAGCAGGGAGUGGAGCUGGGCUGGGCUCUGGGGCAGCUGGGAUGCUGAGUGUCACAGACGGCCCAGCACACAGGGACAGCCCCGGGGGCCCGGCGUGGGGCUCUAAGAGCGGCCGCGAGGGCUAUGGAGCCUCAGAGAUCCGUGAAGCUUUGGGGGCUGUGAGUUCCAUGGGUCCUGGGAUCCCAGGGGCUCCUACAGACAGUAGGAUAAGCAGGGGAGAGGGCAGCUCUGGAGGUCGGGCAGGAACUCUGGGGUCAUCCAGCCUUCUUGACAGUAGGGGCACAGCACAGGGUGAGGCAUGGGCAGGGGGAGCUGCUCCCGAGUCUGGACAUGAAUGGAACUUGAAGGAAGCAGGGCCGACACGCAGGGGUAGUGUUGCUAGCCAGCGGGGAGCGGCACCUCGGGACGCUGGGGACUCACUGCUGGGAGACAGGAGGAUGGGGGCAGGUCCUGCAAGUGCAUCCGGGGCAAGUCAGAUUGUGGACAGCGGCUCUCUUCCUGGAGGUAGCAGCAAGUCAAUACCGGGGCCCACGGAGGUACAAGGGCUAAGCCAGGCUUGGGCCCCAGGCUGGGAGGACCAGGGCUUUGGGCAAGGCAGCACCGGUGCUGAGAACCAGCUCUCAGGCUCGCAGGCUUCUGGUUCUCUGCAGAAGAAUGUUCCCACCUUCAGGGGAGCCAGUGAGGGUCCCAGGGGCUCAGGGGGUGGAGGAGAUGCAGGUCAUGGGGCUGCUGAUGGAUGUCAAGGCCCAGGCUCUGGCAGAGGGAGGACUGGAGGUUCUGAGGCUUCAGGUGUUCUGGGCAAGGGGAAUUCCGGUGAGUGGGGGGCUGGCCUCACCCCAGAGCCUAGGGAGUCAGGAUCACAGGGCACCUGGAAAGGCAGGGACAGUCCAUUUGGUAGGAAAGGCUCUGGAGGCCGACCAGGAGGAAUUCAAGGCUCAGGCUCUCGCAUGAACAAAGGACAGGAAGGAGAACAGAAGCCCCUCAGAGAGCAAGGCGCCUGGGAGGCUGAGGACGGCACAGGUCCCAGGGCACCGAAGGAGUCUGGAGGGCUGGCGCCCGAAGAGCCUGGCAGGUCGGGCAGGCGGCCUGGCCCCUACAGGAACAGGUGGUGCCAGGCACAGUCAAGGGCUAAGACUGGGGCAGAGUGCUCGACAGUCAGUGAGGAUGGAGGUCACCUGAGGCACACGUGGGGUGAAGAUGGGAACCGGGGAGCCCACAGACAUCUUGACAGCAGGAGAGGUGCUGAAGAAGACAGAUACGAUGUCUAUGGCAAGGGGAAGGAUGCCGCCCAGAGCCCCAGAUCCAGAUACAAGAGCAGCACUGGCAGUUCCUCCAUGCAGGCCCGAGGCCCCAUGAGCCACUUCUCUCAGGGCCUGGCUGACACUGAGGUACGGCAGGGGGAGGCUGCCACCCUCUCCUGUACCCUCACCCGUGAUCUGGGACCCGGCUCCUGGUUUAAGGACGGAGUCCAGCUCACUGCCCAGGAUGGGGUCAUCUUUGAGCAAGAUGGGCUCGUGCACAGACUCCUCCUUGCCCACGUGCAGGGAAGCCAGGCCGGGAGCUACACCUUCGUAGCCGGUGGUGAACAGAGCGAGGCCACCCUGACUGUCCAGGACCCUCCCACCAUUGCGCGGGACGCGGCAGAGAAGCUGAGGGAGCCCCUGGUCGUCAAGGCUGGGAAGCCGGUGGCUGUCAAGAUCCCUUUCCAGAGCCGCCUGCCCGUCCAGGCGGUGUGGAGGAAGGACGGGGCCGAGCUGCCGGGCGUGGGCGGGCGGGGAGCCCGGGUGGCCCUGGGGGAGGGCUUCGCCCGGCUGUGCAUCCCCAGCGCGGGCAGGACGGACGGCGGCCAGUACGGCGUGACGCUGAGCAGCCAGGGCGGCUCCGCGCAGGCGGAGUUCAUCCUGCGGGUCACAGACAAGCCUCAGCCCCCACAGGGGCCCCUGGAGGUGCAGCAUCACCGGGGGGCCGGGGUCCACGUCUGCUGGCGGCCGCCCCGCGACGACGGGGGCCGCGCGGUGGAUCGCUACGUGGUGGAGAGGCGGCAGGCUGGGAGGAGCGCCUGGCUGACGGUGGCCGAGCUCCCCGGGGACGGCACCUCCUUCACCGACGCCCGCGUGGAGCAGGGCGGGAAGUACAGGUUCCGAGUGCGGGCGGUGACCGCAGAGGGGCCCGGGGAGGCCCUGGAGUCUGAGGACGUGCUGGUGGCUCCCGACGCUCGGCCGGGGCCCCCCUCCACCCCAGCCAUCCUGUCGGCCUCCAGCCAAUGCGUCACUCUCUCGUGGGCGGCUCCUCGGGGCCCUGGCAGCGCCCACAUCCUGGGCUACCUGGUUGAGAAGCGCAAGAAGGGAAGCAGCACCUGGACAGCCGUGAACGACCAGCCGGCGCCCGAAAGGAAGUGCACAGUGACCGAGCUGCGGCAGGGCUGCCAGUAUGAGUUCCGGGUCACAGCCGUGGCUCCCUCGGGCCGGGGAGAGCCUGGGCCCCCGUCGGAUGCUGUGUUUGCUCGGGACCCCAUGCGGCCACCAGGGCCCGUGCGGGCUCUCCAGGUCACAGACACGUCCAGCACCAGCGUCACCCUGAGCUGGGUGGGGCCGGACACUGCGGACGGAGACCGAGCUCAGGGCUACGAGGUGGAGCUGUGUGUCUCCGACAGUCUCCAGUGGAGCCCGUGCCACGAGGGCACCGUGCCGGGCCCCACCUUCACGGCCAAGGGGCUCCGCCCCCAAGAGAGCUACUUUGUGCGGGUGACGGCAGUGAAUGAGGGGGGCCGCAGCCAGCCCGCGGGCCUGGACGCAUCGGUGCACACCACGCUCGUUACGGCCUGCCCCAGGUUCCUCAUGGAUGCUGGCACAAAGGACUCACUGACCGUCAGAGUCGGGGACACCAUUCGAGUUCCUGUUUCUUUCGAAGCUUCCCCCAUGCCGGAGGUGACCUGGCUGAAGGACGGCCUGCCCUUACCCAAAAGAAGCGUGACCACGAGCGAGGACGGCCUCACCCGGCUUCUGAUCCCCGCAGCCAGCCCCUCCGACGGCGGCCGAUACACCGUGGUGCUGCGGGGCCUUCAGGGGAAGGAGGCUGUGUAUAGCGUCCUCAUCCGGGUGGCAGCAUGUCCUCAGGCCCCCGGGCCCAUCUACCUGCAGGAGAACGUGCCUGGGACGGUGACCGUCCAGUGGGAGCCCUCUCCGGAUGAGGCCCGGGACAUCCCCUUGCACUACACAGUGCUGGUGCGCUCCUCCAGCCACGGGGCCUGGCGAGAGGUGGCUGACCGGGUCCACACCAACCACUUCACCCUCCUGGGAGUCCUUCCGGGUCACGAGUACCACUUCCGAGUGAUAGCCAAGAAUGACCUGGGGGCCAGCCUACCCUCAGACACCAGCCAGCCCUGGUGCAUCUCCCGGCAGCAGCGAGACAGGUUCGCAGCGAAGGCGCCGAGCUACCGUGAGCCCGACUUGAAGCAGAAGCCCCAGUUCCUGGUGGGCCUGCGGCCCCACCUGCUGCCUCCGGGCUGCGAGUGCCGCAUGACCUGCGCCGUGCGGGGGUCGCCCCGGCCUCGCGUCACCUGGUUCAAGGACGACCAGAGCCUGGCCGGCAGCCCCGCCCUGUACAGCAUGGACCUGCUGGGCGUGUGCUCGCUGGUCAUCCCCAGCGUCUCCCCCGAGGACAGCGGCAGGUACAAGGCGGUGGCCGAGAACCCGUUGGGCCGGGCCGUCAGCACCGCCACCCUCAUCGUCACAGAAUCCAGCUCCUAGCCCUGCCUUCCCUGGGAUGGCCCUGUCUGGCCACUGGAUGCAUCUCUGAAGCUUUACUUGGAAGCCACGCUGGCCCGGGGAGCCGGUUCUGAAGGAUGGAGGCCACGCUCCCUCGGGAGAAGGGGGGCUUCCGGGGAGGAAUGACCAGGAGGGCCGCAGAGGUGGAACAAUCGGUUCUGAGCGGAGUCACUCAACAGGAUGGCUGGGCCCCAGUGGACAGGGCUUCUCCAGCUCUGAAGACGGAAGCCAGCUCCUGUUUUUCCUAGGCCAGGCCCUUGGUGGGAGCAGCUGGGCCUGCUGUGGCCGCAGGAAGGAGAGGAAGGGAGAUCGGAGGACC
Perognathus longimembris pacificus (Pacific pocket mouse) is the source of this 8322-nucleotide messenger RNA. RefSeq names its product immunoglobulin like and fibronectin type III domain containing 1 (gene Igfn1). The record is from RefSeq and is a predicted model, not a curated record. Bases 123 to 7985 code for a protein of 2620 amino acids. Gene Ontology annotation, molecular function: protein binding. Lineage: Eukaryota; Metazoa; Chordata; Mammalia; Rodentia; Heteromyidae. The transcript has 24 exons.